CUCUGUAUUUCUCAGAACUAAAAUCUCUCUAUAUGACAAAAAUUCCCAACAUGACGACACUCAACCAGCUGUUUGAUCUGCCGGGGCAGGUUUGCCAUGUCCAGUGUGGUUUUUGCACCACUAUUUUGCUGGUGAGUGUACCGUUCACGAGCCUGUCAAUGGUGGUGACUGUGAGAUGUGGGCAUUGCACAAGCCUUCUCUCUGUUAAUUUGAUGAAGGCUUCCUUCAUUCCUCUUCAUCUCCUCACGUCUCUCUCUCAUAUGGAUGAGAAGGGGAACGAGGAGGUUGCAGCUACAACAGAUGGUGGUGUGGAAGAAGAAGCGUGGAAGGUGAAUCAGGAGAAGGAGAACAGUCCAGCGACUUUGGUUACAUCUUCAGACAGUGAAGAUGAAGAUAGAGAUGUUUCUCGUGUUUACCAAGUUGUCAACAAACCACCUGAGAAACGACAACGAGCUCCUUCCGCUUACAAUUGCUUCAUCAAGGAAGAGAUCAGGAGGUUAAAGGCUCAGAAUCCAAGCAUGGCUCACAAAGAAGCUUUCAGCUUAGCUGCCAAAAAUUGGGCCAAUUUCCCUCCAGUGCAAAACAGGAGAGCUGCCUCGGAUCAAUGUUUUUGCGAAGAUGACAACAAUGCACUACUAUCAUGCAACGUUCUCGGGGACCAUGACGAGCGCAAUAAUGGAUUCCGAGAGAGAAAGGCCCAAAGGCAUUCCAUUUGGGGAAAAUCUCCAUUUGAUUAAUAACAAUUUGGCAAAUGAAAUGUGAUGGUGACUAUCUUCUUCUAUCUAGGAUUUGAUUUUGUUGUUUUUAAGGUUCUUGUUGUUGGAGAGAGAAGGGAGGGUAAGGAUCUGAAACUUACGUAAGCUUUGGGUAUUCGAGGAGAGUCUUGCGAAUGAUCAGCGAGAUCAGUAUUUUUGUACUUCUUAGCUUUGAACUUAAUUUGAACAGACACUGACUCUAUAU
This is a messenger RNA of Brassica oleracea var. oleracea, 960 nucleotides long. RefSeq names its product axial regulator YABBY 4. The record is from RefSeq and is a predicted model, not a curated record. NCBI's taxonomy places the organism in Eukaryota, Viridiplantae, Streptophyta, Magnoliopsida, Brassicales, Brassicaceae. Gene Ontology annotation, cellular component: nucleus. The transcript has 7 exons. Gene Ontology annotation, biological process: polarity specification of adaxial/abaxial axis; plant ovule development; multicellular organism development. Bases 33 to 737 code for a protein of 234 amino acids.